Penicillium robsamsonii is the source of this 621-nucleotide messenger RNA. RefSeq names its product GFA family protein. The record is from RefSeq and is a predicted model, not a curated record. Gene Ontology annotation, molecular function: carbon-sulfur lyase activity. Bases 1 to 621 code for a protein of 206 amino acids. The transcript is spliced from 2 exons. Lineage: Eukaryota; Fungi; Ascomycota; Eurotiomycetes; Eurotiales; Aspergillaceae.
AUGACCGAAGUAGGCCGCCACUUUUCCAAUCCUCUUCCAUGCCCGGCACAGACCAACAGACCCCAAGAAUCUACCCCCGAAGAACUUUGGAAGCACCUUCCACCGUAUGAGGCGCAAUCCGAGGAGGACUUUGGUCCCAUCAAGUGGCGUGGAAAGUGCUUCUGUGGGAAGGUCGCUUAUCUCUUGAAGCGGGAGAAGCCACUCAAUGCCAAAUACUGCCAUUGUCGUGUAUGCCAGGUUACCCACGGAGCUCCUCUUCAGUGGGCGGCUAUUUUCCACAAGGAUGACAUGUCAUUCACCAGUGGCACUAGCAGUCUGGUAUUUUAUUCGUCUACACAUCAAAAUCAAAAACACAUGUUGCCUACCAAGGUGUCUUGUGCCAAUUGCCGGACACUGAUCAUGGACGAAGGGCGGAAUAUGUGUUUGAUAUUCCCUCAAUUGAUCGAGAUCGAGGGAUCCAGUGAGGAACAAAGAGAGAAGAGGGAGCUUUUUAAGCCAACGUGUCAUAUCUUUUAUGAGUCACGCAUGCUAGACUUUCACGACGGUCUCCCCAAGUGGAGUGGAAUGGAGCAUCACAGUGACCGGAUGGACGACGACGGUAAUCGGAUCGUCGAGCAAUGA